Brassica oleracea var. oleracea is the source of this 1395-nucleotide messenger RNA. Its product is annotated as choline-phosphate cytidylyltransferase 1. Lineage: Eukaryota; Viridiplantae; Streptophyta; Magnoliopsida; Brassicales; Brassicaceae. Bases 92 to 1090 code for a protein of 332 amino acids. The record is from RefSeq and is a predicted model, not a curated record. The transcript has 8 exons. Gene Ontology annotation, biological process: CDP-choline pathway. Gene Ontology annotation, molecular function: phosphatidylcholine binding; choline-phosphate cytidylyltransferase activity.
UUCUCGUCAGGAUAGAAAAGAGGGAAGCGACUAUCACUUCUUGUUGUAAGUUUUCCGUUCCAUUUGACAAGGCGACUGAUCAUCGGAGAACAUGAGCAACGUCACCGGUGAUCCCACUGGAGACGACCUUUCCACCGCCGUCGCACUCCCCGGCUCUACAGCAAUCCAGAGUUCGCCUCCGACUGAUCGUCCCGUCCGCGUCUACGCCGAUGGGAUCUACGAUCUUUUCCACUUCGGCCACGCUCGAUCCCUCGAACAGGCCAAGAAAUCGUUUCCAAACACUUACCUUCUUGUGGGGUGUUGCAACGAUGAAACCACACAUAAGUACAAGGGGAGGACUGUGAUGACUGCUGAAGAGCGAUAUGAAUCACUUCGGCAUUGCAAAUGGGUGGAUGAAGUCAUACCGGAUGCACCGUGGGUGAUCAACCAAGAGUUUCUUGACAAUAACCGGAUUGAUUAUGUAGCCCAUGAUUCCCUUCCGUAUGCUGACACCAGCGGAGCUGGAAAGGAUGUCUAUGAAUUUGUUAAGAAAGUUGGGAGGUUUAAGGAGACAAUGCGGACUGAAGGAAUAUCAACCUCGGACAUUAUUAUGAGAAUAGUGAAAGAUUACAACCAGUAUGUCAUGCGUAAUCUGGAUAGAGGAUAUUCGAGGGAAGAUCUUGGAGUUAGCUUUGUCAAGGAAAAGAGACUUAGAGUUAAUAUGAGGCUAAAAAAACUCCAGGAGAGGGUCAAAGAACAACAAGAGAAAGUGGGAGAAAAGAUCCAAACUGUAAAAAUGCUGCGCAACGAGUGGGUAGAGAAUGCAGAUCGAUGGGUUGCUGGAUUUCUCGAAAUAUUUGAAGAAGGUUGCCAUAAGAUGGGAACUGCAAUCAGAGACAGUAUCCAGGAGAGGUUAAUCAAACAAAUCCCCAGAAAGAAGCUGGAGAACGGUCAGGAUGAUGACACAGACGAUCAGUUCUAUGAAGAAUACUUCGACCAUGACAUGGGCAGUGAGGAGGAUGAAGAUGAAAAAUACUAUGACGAGGAGGAAGAAGUAGAAGAAGAGGAGAAAGAGAAUGCCGUUAAAACGGAUGCAAAAGACAACAAGUAAGAACUAAGAACAACACUGGCUGUCAGAAACCAAAGGUUAGUGUACUAAUGACCACUUACUUUAGUCUCUCACUCUCUCUAUCAGUAAAAUGCAAACAUGUAGUAAUAUCAAUGUGUAGAAAGUGAGAGAGUGUGUGCUUGUCUUUGGUGAGUUGUCUCAUCGUUGUUGAUUUUUGUAUACAAAUGUUUUUCCUUUCGAUACUUGGUAUCUUCUGUAUCUUUUGUUUCUAUCGUUUUUUUUUCUGUAUAACAGGCAAAGUGUUAUGGUUAUGAAUAAUGCAGUGGGUCUGAAAAAGUAAAAGUCAA